Molecule: messenger RNA, 1389 nt
Organism: Anneissia japonica
Lineage: Eukaryota; Metazoa; Echinodermata; Crinoidea; Comatulida; Comatulidae
Exons: 12
Coding region: 79-1389 (436 amino acids)
Source: RefSeq, a predicted model, not a curated record
CUUAUCUACAGACACUUCACUAAUCGACAUGUCAUAAUCGUACAUAGAAUAAAUGAAGAAUUUACUGCAGAGUGAGAUAUGGAGAGUCUACACAGACCUGGGAACAAAUUAUUCAAGGCUAUUGGUGAAAAAGAUUGGAAAGCAGCAAGAAUCAUUUGUGAAAAGGAAGAACAUCUUAUUAACACUGUGAAUCAGAACGGCGACACGGCAUUAAUUUGGGCUGCAAGAUGGCGCGACGCACCCAUUGAUGUAAUGGAGAGUAUGCUAAAAAAGGCCACAGAAGAAAAUAUAGAUCACCAGAACAAGUAUGGAAAGACGCCUCUUGAUCUGUACGAUAAAAAUGCAUGUAGUGAAUACGAUAAAUUCUCCAAAGGAGACAACAAGUUAAAUAUGAGACAAUCACUUGAAGAUCGGGCUGUUCCAUCAGAGAUAUUAGCUAGGGGUGGUGACGCCCUAAAGGCUUACAAUGAUGCAAAAGAAAAUGGUACAAUGACUGUUGUUAAUUCAAGAAUAAAGUUCCUUGGGAAAGAAGGGUCAGGAAAGACUUGCUGUAUAAAAGCCAUGCUUGGGAAAGAAUUUAAUCAGAAAGAGCCGCCAACUGAUGGUAUUGUUAAAAUUAUCGUCUUCCAAACUGUUGGCAGCGAUUGGAGUAAAUGGGAGGAGCAGGAAAAUAUAGACGUGUGUGGACGAACCAAGCAGGUACUUGAUGACGCUAUCAUCGCAAGAACUGCAGAGGAGCUGUUAAAAACACAACAUAACAGGUCGUCUUAUGGAGUUGUAUUCAAUUUGCUAGACGAUCUGGAUGCACUUAUAAAACUAAGAGGCUUCAAGAAAGUACCAUUGAUGAAGAGUUGUUGGCGAAAAUUCGAUGAAGAAGGAAUUCUUUCGGAACAGCUAGUGCGUCAUUUAUGGCGGAAUGAACUUGGUGCAAUUGAGGAAGAUAAUAACGUCAUCUUUGGAAACUUUAUUGAACUAAUGAAGACAUUUGGCCUCAUGUUUGAAAAGGAAUCUCACGAAAGUGAGAGACUGUUUAUAGUUCCGUCUCGGAUGAAACACAAAAUAGACAACUUGGAAAUUAAGAAAGACGAAAAGCAGACAGUAUCGGUGUACGUGACUCCCGUAGACUUUUUGCCUGAUGCUGUCUACAGUGUUUUGGUAGUCAGAUUUCUUGAUCUAAGUCAGGACAAAGCAUGUAUUGGCGACCGGGAAUUGUUUCAGAAUCAGGCUAAAAUUGGAUUCGACAAUAUGCAUUACCUAAAAUUGGGGGUUGUAUGCACAGAAAAUAAACGAUUAUUGAAGUUGGAAAUAACACGUAGGACAGUGUUAGACGAAAAUGGGAGAAAGCAACCAACAAAAAAACCGCAACCCAUCGCUUGUAUGGAGAUUUGA